GUCCUUUGGCUCUCCUCUUCACCUGGCACUGCAUCUAUAAAAGGGGGAUGCCCGUCCUCUUUCGAGUCGUCUUCUUCUCGACAGGCAGUCAGGCACCACCAGAUAUUCAUCCACUCCACCCAUCAUCACCAUCACUUGAGUAUCCGAGUCUCCAACAUGCGCCUGUCAAGCAUUCUCGUCCUCCCCUUCAUCGGCCUGGCUGCGGUCCAUGGCUUCACCGUCCCCCAGGCCCAGGGCCAGGCUAACGGCGUCUACGAGGUGUCCCUUGACGAAAACGGGGAAGAGGUGCAUACCCUCGUUGCGGCGGCGCCCAUCAACGCGACUGAGCUGGCCGAGCUUGCUGCUCAAAGCUCGGACGAUAUCAGCCGUGACUCGACUUCUUUGAAGCGCACCUCGCGCAUUCAGAGGCGCGCACACGACCACACCAGCUGUGGCGGCUACGGUCUCAACCGUGACAGCACCGAUAGGGCCGUUCCGAUGUUGGAGCGUCAGUGCUACCCAUCGCGCGAUGGCGCCAUCAGCGCGGGGAGGUCUUUCUACUAGUACUCGACGUGGGGCGAUGUUGUCGCCUACAUCCGCAACUUCAGCCGCGAGGGCCACCUGUGCAGGGCGCCGUAUCUCGGCGAGACCUGGGCUAGAAUCACCAGCGUCAGCGGGCUUUACCAGGCCGGAUGGCGCGACCACAAUGCCAACGAGGUCAACGGCUGGACUGGGGUCGGGUAUGAGCACAUCGACGCCAGUUUCUGCGGCUGGGCAGAUAGGGGCAGAAUACACUCACAACGGCCGAGCGAGAAUCAGGGUUCAUGUUUCUGCAUCUCUCGAAUGCAGCACCUGUGUCCUGUGGUGGUGGUUCCCAUCCAGUUGGGUCGCAUGAAAACUU
Canariomyces notabilis is the source of this 880-nucleotide messenger RNA. RefSeq lists its product as uncharacterized. Lineage: Eukaryota; Fungi; Ascomycota; Sordariomycetes; Sordariales; Chaetomiaceae. The transcript has a single exon. The record is from RefSeq and is a predicted model, not a curated record. Bases 157 to 543 code for a protein of 128 amino acids.